ACAUCUGUGACGUAGCCGGAAGUUCACCGUCGUACAGGAAGAAGAUAGCCGUUUUUUUUGGAGCCGUUUUACUUUCUGUCUAUAUGCAACGGAGUCGUGCUUCAUGUAGCUAAUAUUGAAAUUGAAUUGCAAGAUGAAAUUUGUGCACGUUUUGUGGGUGUUGAACGCCCUGCUGAUAGCCGGUACGCCUGUGGACGCGUUCGAUCCCAUCACAACAACGGUGGUUGUUAGCUUCGGAGCGGCUCUCGGACGCACGAUUUACAAUUAUUUACGAGAGACUUGUGACUCCAGAUGGUUGACUUACAAUUCGACAGGCCUUAAGAUGGAUCUGGAAAACAAACUGUUUGGACAGCACCUGGCGUCUCGCAUCAUCCUGAAAGCUGUGAGCGGAUUCAUGAGCAACGACAACCCCAAAAAACCGCUCGUGCUGUCGCUCCACGGUUGGACCGGCACCGGGAAGAACUUUGUGAGCCAGCUGAUCGCAGAAAACGUUUACAAAGAGGGGAUGCACAGCAAGUUUGUCCACGUCUUCACGUCCACACUUCACUUCCCGCAUCCCAGUCUACUUUCCUCCUACAAGUCUCAGCUGCAGCAGUGGAUCAAAGGCAAUGUGAGCAACUGUGAGCGCUCCAUGUUCAUCUUUGAUGAGAUGGACAAGAUGCAUCCGGGACUGAUCGACAGCAUCAAGCCGUAUCUGGACUACUAUGAAAAACUGGAUGGAGUUUCAUACAGAAAAUCCAUCUUCAUCUUUCUCAGCAACGCUGGAGGCGAGAGCAUCGUCGAGACAGCUUUAGAUUUCUGGAGAGAAGGACGAGCUCGAGAGGAGAUUGAUCUGAAAGAUUUGGAAACAUCCGUCUCCCUCUCCGUCUUCAACAACGAAAAAAGUGGCUUUUUUCACACAAGCUUGAUCGACAAGAACCUGGUGGACUUCUUUGUUCCCUUCCUCCCUCUGGAGUACUCGCACGUCGUCCAGUGCGCCAUGGCUGAGAUGAAGGCCAGAGCCAGCGAGGGCGAAGGCCCGCCGGACCUGGAUGUGGCAAACCAGGUCGCCAAAGAUUUGAUCUAUUUCCCCAAACAAGAGCGAGUUUUCUCUGUCAAAGGCUGCAAAACGAUAGAGAGCAAACUGGACUACUACACAUAGCGUCUGAUUUUAUGGACGGUGUUGAGUCACUCAAAGCACUUUUAAGAAACUUUGACAGCCAAGAGGCUAAAGGCAGGAAGUGGAUCCAGCAGAAGAGGACUCCGGACGUCUCCAUCUGACCUUCAGACUAACUCUGGACGGUGUUCCGUCUCGUACGGCGCUGAGAAUGAGCUCGGCCUCAUAAAAAAUAAAAAAGAUUGAAAUGCAAACCUUUGUAAGCAAUUAGGACGCUGCUUGCCUGCUUUUAUACUCCUUGGAAGGUUUUUUGUUCACUGACACUGUUGUCUGCCUUAAUUCAGUAAAAAUACUGUAAUCUAUGAGAACUGCUUUAUAGAUUUAGAUGAUUAAAAAACUGGGUUCUUCAGCUUCACUACAAAUGUGGGGCUGAUUUGUAUUUUUAAAAUAUAACAAAGUGUGAUGGGAUUACUGUUGGAUUAUUUCGAAAAGCUCUGGUAUUAGGAUAAAAAGGUUAUUUAGAAUGUAAUUUUCUUUUUAUAAAAUGAUGUCAUGUAGAGUUUCAGCUGCGUCUCUGUUUUUAUAAGGUAAGAUUCGGAAUCGUUGUUUGCUGAACAGGAUGUUCUCUCAAAAGCAGCAGAAAGGUGUUUUUGCCUUAAGUCACCAAAAAAGACAAAUAAAUACAAAAAUGGAAGUUGUAUUUGUUUGGAUGAGGAUUAAACUGCAGAAAUUUGUUGUCAACAGCGUGCAGAGUGCAACAUCAGAUGUGUUGAUGAAGCUGCUGGUACCUCAUGCAGAUUAUCAUCAGGCUAAAUGAAGGCAGCAUUUUCUUUAAAACAAAUUUUGCAGGAAAGUAGUGAAUCCUGUUCAGAAUUAGCCAUAAUUCUGUUUUAGAAUAUCCAUUGCAUUAUUGCUGUUUUCCAUUCUAUUGGACAUAUGACUAGAGGACUUCAACUUCGUCAAGAAUAUUGAGUCCCACUUUCUGAAAGUUUGACAGCUGGUUAAUCAUUAACGUGGUUUUAUCUGAAAUGUCUUAUUCUGACUUAAAAAAAGGUCUAUUAAGUUGCUGAACUUAGAAAAAUCAGAGCCUAAAGAUGUUAUUUGUCUUUUCUCAUGACUGAGCAGCAAACAGAAUGAAGUUGGGUAAUGUUGGUAUAAAGAAGUCGAUCCCUUUUCA
Oryzias latipes (Japanese medaka) is the source of this 2273-nucleotide messenger RNA. RefSeq names its product torsin family 1 (gene tor1). Gene Ontology annotation, cellular component: endoplasmic reticulum lumen; endoplasmic reticulum; nuclear envelope. The record is from RefSeq and is a predicted model, not a curated record. Gene Ontology annotation, molecular function: ATP hydrolysis activity; kinesin binding; ATP binding. Lineage: Eukaryota; Metazoa; Chordata; Actinopteri; Beloniformes; Adrianichthyidae. Gene Ontology annotation, biological process: protein localization to nucleus; nuclear membrane organization.